Messenger RNA from Sorex fumeus (smoky shrew), 4543 nucleotides. It is a transcript of the gene MIER1, whose product is annotated as MIER1 transcriptional regulator. Gene Ontology annotation, cellular component: nucleoplasm. The coding region runs from base 329 to 1918 and encodes 529 amino acids. Lineage: Eukaryota; Metazoa; Chordata; Mammalia; Eulipotyphla; Soricidae. The record is from RefSeq and is a predicted model, not a curated record. The transcript has 15 exons. Gene Ontology annotation, molecular function: transcription corepressor activity; histone deacetylase binding. Gene Ontology annotation, biological process: negative regulation of transcription by RNA polymerase II.
GGCGCCGGCGAGCUCCCCCGGCGUCCCUGGCGCCCCGGGAAUCGGCGGCGGCGGCGGCGGCGGAGUGAGUUCGCCGCUGGCUGGGGGCUGCCGCCCCUUUCUCCUCUCGGCCCUCGACCCCGGCCGAGGUGGGGCUAAGCUGGCCCCGCCGACCCGCCUCUCUCCCGCAGCCCCGAUCUCUCGGGGUUCAGCUCGCUCCGAGCCCCUGGGAUGGUGUGGUGGCUCGAUUCUCCCAGUGCCUGGCUGAGUUUCGGACGUGGUUAAGAACCAACUGGUUGAGGUUCAAUGCAGACAAGACGGAUGUGAUGCUGUAGAAAAUGUGCAUCAGAUGUUUAUGUUUAAUUGGUUUACAGACUGUCUGUGGACUCUUUUCCUGUCAAAUUACCAGCCAUCUGUUGAAUCUUCAAGUCCAGGAGGUUCAGCAACAUCCGAUGACCAUGAAUUUGAUCCAUCAGCUGACAUGCUGGUUCAUGAUUUUGAUGAUGAACGAACAUUAGAAGAGGAAGAAAUGAUGGAAGGAGAAACAAACUUCAGUUCUGAAAUAGAGGAUCUUGCAAGGGAAGGCGACAUGCCAAUCCACGAACUUCUCAGCCUUUAUGGUUAUGACAGUACAAUUCGACUCCCUGAAGAAGAUGAGGAGGAGGAAGAGGAGGAAGAAGAAGGUGAUGAUGAUGAAGAUGCUGAUAAUGAUGAUAACAGUGGCUGUAGUGGGGAAAAUAAAGAAGAAAAUGCAAAGGAUUCAUCAGGUCAAGAGGAUGAAACUCAGUCUUCCAAUGAUGAUCCAUCACAGUCCGCUGCUUCUCAAGAUGCCCAAGAAAUAAUUCGCCCACGGCGAUGUAAAUAUUUUGAUACAAAUAGUGAAAUAGAAGAAGAAUCUGAAGAAGAUGAAGAUUAUAUCCCAUCAGAAGACUGGAAGAAGGAGAUUAUGGUUGGCUCCAUGUUUCAAGCAGAGAUUCCAGUUGGCAUUUGUAGAUACAAAGAAAAUGAAAAAGUAUAUGAAAAUGAUGAUCAACUCCUGUGGGACCCUGAAUAUUUAGCGGAAGAUAAAGUGAUUGUGUUUCUUAAGGACGCAUCUCGAAGAACAGGUGACGAGAAAGGUGUUGAAGCCAUCCCUGAAGGAUCUCACAUUAAAGACAACGAACAGGCAUUGUAUGAAUUGGUUAAAUGCAAUUUCGAUACAGAGGAAGCAUUGAGAAGAUUAAGAUUUAAUGUCAAAGCAGCUAGAGAGGAAUUAUCCGUUUGGACAGAGGAAGAGUGUAGAAAUUUCGAACAAGGACUGAAGGCCUAUGGAAAGGACUUUCAUUUGAUUCAGGCUAAUAAAGUUCGAACAAGGUCAGUUGGUGAAUGUGUAGCAUUCUAUUAUAUGUGGAAAAAAUCUGAACGUUACGAUUUCUUUGCUCAGCAAACACGAUUUGGAAAAAAGAAAUAUAAUCUCCAUCCUGGUGUAACGGAUUACAUGGAUCGCCUUCUCGAUGAAAGUGAAAGUGCUGCCUCCAGUCGGGCCCCAUCCCCUCCUCCGACGGCCUCAAACAGCAGCAACAGCCAGUCAGAGAAGGAAGACGGCACUGCCAGCAACAGGAACCAGAACGGGGUGUCAUCUAAUGGACCAAGUGAAAUGUUAUGCAAAGAAGAAGUCAAAGUUGAAGGAUUCCACAUCAAUGGACCGACGGGUGCAAGUAAGAAGCCUCUUCAUGCAGAUAUGGAUACUAAUGGGUAUGAAACAGAUAAUCUGGCCGCUGACCCAAAACUUGCCCACGUGAAUGCAAGAACCGACAAUGAUUUUGAUGAAAAAAGUGAGAGACCUACCAAAAGGCGAAGGGUGAACAGCAAUGGGAAAGAAAGUCCAGGGUCUUCUGAGUUUUUCCAAGAGGCAGUGUCACAUGGAAAAUUUGAAGAACUUGAAAACACAGAUGACUAAAUUUUUAGACUUAACUUACUUUGGCGUAAAUUCUGGUGUGACUAAAAUUUUCAGGGUUAAUGGGUUACCUUUAAAAGUCGAUUUCCUUGAAACAGUUGGUUAAAAUUUGAAAAUCUGAAUUGAGUCCUAACUUAGCAAAUAGAUUUUAUAAUUCUGCCUUUUGCAGACUUUUUAUCUUCAAUGCUAUAAAGACCCUUUUAAAGAUUUAACAAAUAGCAAAUUUGAGUGAAUGUCAGCAUAAACUGCACCUUCUCAUUUGACGUAUUAGUCCUAAAAUUUCACAGCAAAGUACUUUUUGCUUAGUUUAAUGGCAGAGAAAAACUAAGUUCAAAUUUCUGCUUUACAUCAGGUUUUCUGAGUUUCUUGAAAUGUCUUUCCCAAGACAGUUUUCUCUCCAUGCAAAUUGAGUCUCAUUAUUAAGGAAACCCUUAUGAAUCCUGAAAGUUAUGCUAGCAUGAUUUUUUUAUAUAUAGAAGUUUAAAAAUAAACCAAGUCAGGUUUGUAUAUGUAAAAUUGUUGACAUCAAUGAUGUCUUUCCAUAUUCUUAUCUGGGCUUAAGAAAUACAUUCUGUAUUUUUCCAGAUUCUUUGUAGCCUUUGAAAGAUUUUUACAGUACAUAUGUCUUGACUGAGCUGUCCUUUCUUAAUACAAAAGCUUGUAUAAUUUUCUUAACUUGUACAGUUGGUAAACUUUUAUGAGAGGAAUUGAUAUCCCAAGUCUGUCAGCUUUCAUUUUAUUUUGCUAAAGUUUUUCUAAUGAAUUUUUAAGUGUUUGUGUAGUAACUAAGUCAUGUUUCUUAUCCAGCUGGUAAAAGCAUUCAUAAAAGAUUGUGCAAAUUUGCUUUUUCAAAUUUCUACUUAAGGACAAAUAGUUUGAGGCUUCUGAAAUUAAGCAUGUUGUCUAGAUUGCAUAGUUUGUUUUGCAUUUGCUAUAAUUUUCAAAAUUAUUUUUUGAAGCAAGAGUUUACUGUUUGCUUAAGUGCUUAACUGUAUCAUACUGACCAGAGUUCUGUUCAGUUAUUUUUAUAUGCAUUAUAAAAGUUCCCAUCUUUUGCAUUAUACAGGGAAAAAAAGUUAAAAGAUACUAGAUACUGGUGCACAAAAAGUAUUGUUGAGCAGCAAUACUGAUUUUGUGAGAAAGUGAAGUCAGAAAAGUUUUUGGACUUUUCCAGAUGCCAUUCAGUCUUCCCAAAAUGAAAAGAUGCAUUAACCAUUGCUCUGUGUGAUUACAAAUAGGAUUGUUCGCUUGCAUAGCCUUGCUAGAGUGCCGUUUUAUUUUUAGUGCAAAUUUCUUGUUAAAAAAAUGUAGUUUUAUACAGCUGAUAGACCAACUUAUAUCCGAACUUUUAUAAAAGGUUAUUAACUACUUCUUGAUUUUGUCAGACAGGCAUACCACAGAUGCUUUACUGGUUGAUUUGCUGGUUCAUUCAUUCUUGGUUCUAGUGCAAGUUCCUUUUUGAAAGGAAAUCAUCUAUGAACUUCUUUUUAGUGGCUCAGCUGGUGCCGUUAGAGGUGUGCACUGCGAAAUUACGGUGUCGGCCCCAUGGAAGUGUUAUUAUCACAUAUGUUCAGAUGGCUUUCCUUCACCAGCGUCAGCAACUCCCUUUCCCCCAAACAGUGUUAAAAGCCACUUUACUACAACACUUGACUUCAUAUCAUGUACAUUCGCUCUUUCACAUACCUAUCCAAGUAAAUCAAAAAUUUUAGGUGGAGUUGUUGAGAAGUGUGAGUUUUCUGCAUUUUGUUUUACGUAGAACAUUAAUUUAUCCAGAGUGGCAGUUCUAGCAGAUGGUCACAAUCCGUUUUCUGAAUCAGGUUUUAUUAAAUAAAUCCAAAGCAUCAUAGCCGUUUGUCAGAGAUGGUCUGCAGAGAUGUUAGGAAUGAAUAGAGAUGCUCUACUUUUAAAGAUACUGCAAUAUUAGGGUGCCAUUUUCACCUUUUUUAAGUGAUGCAUUUUGUUUGCAGGUUUAUGAAGUUCUUGCAAACUAAUAUUAUACAAGAACAUUUUGAGUACACACUCAGGCAUGUUUGCAGAUGCGGCACAUGUAUACAUAUGUUAGGAAAUUUUACUUUAUCUUCUCUUUAAAGUCUGCCUAAUGAAAGACAUUCCACUAUUAUAAUACAUAAUGCUCAGCUUUUCGUAAAUAUUGAAAUGUAUUUUGUGUUUAUACAGGUAUUCACACAGUACUUUGUUCUCUAUGAUGCAGCCACUAUAACAUGAUGUAAGGCAUUGCACUACUUCAAUUUUUUUAGUAAUAACAUGAAUUUAAUUUGCUUAAUAAUUUUGAGCACAUUUCAUAAUCUCUUGACAAAUUACAUUGGGCAAAAAAAGCAUUUGUUAAUAGUCUCCCCACCGCAAACCCACAAAGCACUGUCAUUUUCAUUUGGAAUGGUGUUCUGUUUUACGAUGUGUUUUCAAAUUGAGUCUGGAAUCUGCAACUCAAGUUCAGCAUAAUCUGUUGAGCUUUAAAAUGUAUCUGAAGUAAUAUUUAAGUAGACAUUUAAAAUUAUGAAUUAAUGUUUUAAAAUUGAUGCAUAGUAAUUUUGCACUGUAAAAUAAUUCCUCUUUUCCCCUUUCCUGUCUGCCAUUCUGAAUAUGCUUAUUAAAGUAUUUUUUUAAACAGAA